Molecule: messenger RNA, 6886 nt
Organism: Solea solea (common sole)
Lineage: Eukaryota; Metazoa; Chordata; Actinopteri; Pleuronectiformes; Soleidae
Product: tight junction protein ZO-2-like
Exons: 23
Coding region: 268-3825 (1185 amino acids)
Biological process (GO): cell-cell junction organization; positive regulation of blood-brain barrier permeability; establishment of endothelial intestinal barrier
Cellular component (GO): bicellular tight junction; plasma membrane
Molecular function (GO): cell adhesion molecule binding
Source: RefSeq, a predicted model, not a curated record
GAGAGAGAGAGAGAGAGAGAGAGCACGAGCCCACAGUAGUUGGACGGACCUCCCUCUUCCCUGUGAAGCUGCCGCCGCUGGUCCGCGCGCCCGCAGGCAGGAAACACCAGCGACUGACAGCGUCGAGGGCGGAGAUAAUGUCUCAUUAGAGCAGCCGAGCAGCGCGAGCACGACAACUGACCGCUGCCUCAACUCACACUUGGAUUCUCUGCGGAACCGCGACGACGCAGCCGCUGUCCGCCUCUGAACCGAGGAGAAGCGGAGAAGAUGCCGGUGAAAGGCGGCGGAGGAAGAAUGGUCUCGUACCCGAGCAGGAGCGAAAAUGUCGGCAGCUCAGGAGGGGAGGAGAUGGUCUGGGAGCAGUUUACAGUCACUCUGCAGCGGGACUCUAAGUUGGGUUUCGGCAUCGCUGUGUCAGGCGGCCGCGACAACCCUAACGUGGACAACGGUGAGACGUCAAUCAUCGUGUCAGACGUGCUAAAGGGAGGACCAGCUGACGGAUUACUCUUUGAGAAUGAUCGUGUCAUUCAGGUCAAUUCCAUCUCCAUGGACAGCGUGCCUCAUUCCUUUGCUGUGCAGUCUCUCCGUAAAUGUGGCAAAGUGGCCAAAAUAACAGUGAAGAGACCUCGUAGAGUCCACAUGAAGCAGCCCCCCUCCCCGGGUGCAGACAGUCGGGAGUACACCCCCUCCAGCCACUACUACGACGCCGACAACGACAACAGCUGGUACCGCGACGAAGGCCGGGAUCACGCCUCUGACAGCAAAGGUUACCUGGAGCCCGAGUACAGGGGCGGGCAGGACCACAACCAGAGAGGGCGGAGCCGUGGGAGGAGCCAGGAGCGAAACUCCAGCCUGGACAGACCCAGGAGGGACGGCAGCCGGGAACGGACCCUGGAUGUCAGCGCCGAUCGUCAGCGGUACCACAGCCGAGAGCGCAGCCCCCCCGGGGACAGCUAUCGCAUGGAGGACAAGUAUGAGCGAGGGGGAGGAAAAGUAGGGAAGUACAGGAGCAGAGACCACCUUAAUGACAACCCUCCAUCUCCAGAACCUUCCAGAGAGCUGGAGCCACUGGAAAAACCUGUCAACGUCCUGCUGGUGAAGAACAAGCCCAGUGAAGAGUACGGCCUGCGUCUCGGGAGUCAGAUCUUUAUCAAACAGAUGACCAGCACAGGCCUGGCCGCCAAGGACGGGAACCUGCAGGAGGGAGACAUCAUUCUGAAGAUCAAUGGAACCGUGACUGAGAACCUCUCUCUGCAAGACGCCGGGAAACUCAUCGAGAAGUCCAGAGGGAAACUGCAGCUGGUGGUCCAAAGGGACCGCCGCCAGAUCCUGGUCCGCAUCCCCCCUCUGGCAGACUCUGACUCUGAUAAUGAUGACAUAUCAGAGAUGGAGUCGUACCAUUCCUAUUCUCCCCCAGAGGAGAGGAGGUCCCACCAGUCCGAUCUGUCCUCUCACUCCUCUAAUGAGAGAGACAACCCCAGGGAAGAACACUCGAGGACCGCUCAGAUGUCAGCCAUGGCCUCUCCAUUCAAAGUCCCUGAAGAGCCUCAUGCCUCAGCUGAUGUGGACACGCUGCACACAGACGCCGCUCCAGCUGCUGCAACAACCACACCCAAGAUUCUCCUCAGACCGAGUUCAGAGGAUGAGAAGAUGUACGGACCAAACACAGUGAUGGUGAAUUUCCAGAAGGGCGACAGCGUCGGGCUGAGGUUGGCUGGAGGCAACGACGUCGGAAUCUUCAUCGCCGGAGUUCAGGAGGGCAGUCCCGCCGAGGAGGAGGGUCUGCGUGUCGGAGACCAGAUCUUAAAGGUGAACAACGUUGAUUUUCAAGGUGUGGUGCGAGAGGAAGCCGUGCUCUUCUUGUUGGAGAUUCCUAAAGGAGAAGUGGUCACCAUCCUCGCCCAGAGCAAACUUGACGUUUAUAACGACAUCUUGGUGUCGGGACGCGGCGACUCGUUCUUCAUCCGCACACACUUUGAGUAUGAGAAGGAGACGCCUCAGAGCUUGGCCUUCAGCCGGGGCGACAUCUUCAAGGUGGUGGACACGCUGUACGACGGCAAGCUCGGCAACUGGCUGGCAAUCCGCGUGGGUAAAGAGAAGCAGCUGCUGGAGAAGGGAAUCAUCCCCAACAAGAGCAGAGCCGAGCAGAUGUCCAGUGUUCAGACUUGUCAUAAAGCCGUCGUGGGCGACCGAGCGGAUUUCUGGCGGCUGCGGAGCCAGCGUUCUCUGAAGAGGAAAGACCUGAAGAGGACCAGAGAGAACCUGAGUGCUCACACUCUGGCCACGCGCUUCCCUGCCUAUGAACGCGUGGUGCUUCGAGAGGCUGGAUUCCGGCGUCCUGUGGUCCUGUUUGGUCCCAUCGCUGAUGCUGCUAACGAGAGACUGGCCUCUGAGAUCCCGGACCUGUUUGUCAUUGCCAAAACUGAGCCUAAAGACGCCGGCUCUGAGAAGUCCUCGGGCGUGGUCCGACUCAACACCAUCCGGCAAAUCAUCGAGCAGGACAAGCAUGCCUUGCUCGAUGUGACCCCCAAGGCGGUGGACACCCUGAACUACACCCAGUGGUAUCCCAUCGUCAUCUUCUUCAACCCCGACAGCAAACACGGCAUCAAGGCCAUGAGACAGAGGGUCGUCCCCAGCUCCAACCGCAGCGCUCGCAAACUCUACGAGCAGGCGGUCAAACUGAGGAAGACCUGCGCGCACUUAUUCACUGACGCCAUUGAUCUGAACUCAGCCAACGACGCGUGGUACGGCAGCGUCAAAGACUCCAUCAGAGAGCAGCAGAUGCAGGCUGUGUGGGUUUCUGAUGGCAAGCUGGAGGGAGUAGAGAGUGACCUGGACUGCCAGGACGUGGAGCGUCUGUCCUUCCUGUCGGCCAUGUCUGCAGAUUACCUCAGCAUAGACAGCCGGCUGACCUCUGACCUGGACGACACUGCGGACGAGGGAGGCUGCUACACGGACAACGAGCACGAUCUGGAGACGACGCACACGUCGGCCAUAAGUCGCUCAUCUGAGCCUGUGACAGCUGAGGAGAUCUUGCGCAGAUACAGUCCUGACAUCAGGAGUCGCAUGAGAAAAGUCAGUUGUCGGGAAGUUCUGAAGAGGUCCAGUCCUCCAGUGGGUUCUUUAUCUGACAACAAGGUGAAACUGUCGCUGAGGGAUGAUCCAGUCUUUGUGUCGGGCGUCAUUAACCCACAUCAUCACCCGCGCCUGCACCAUUCGCCGCCUCCCAGCUCCAGCCGGAGUUACGACUCCCCCUCCAGCAGCAGCCCUGCCAGCAGCAACAACGACCCUCUGCCUCCCGUGUCUCACUCGGCCGCCUCGUACGCUCCUCUGCCCCCGCCUCCUCUUCACCACCUGUCCUUCAGCAGACCGCAGCACCUGGGAGCUCUGCAGCUCCCCGCUCUGCCACCACCGCCACCACCAGAGGGCGUGGGUCGGCCGUGCGGGCGGCAGGAGGCGGUGGAGGACGGCUCUGUGGACGAGCCCUCCAUGAGGUCCUUCUUAGGGAAGAUCAAAGCCUUUGAAAAGAUGGAUCACUUUGCCCGAGCGCACAGGCUGCUGGAGAUACAGGAGGCGCAGAACGCCAGGCUCGAGAUUGUUCAGACGCACCCAGACCUGUACGCUGUUCCUCUGAAGACGGCCAAACUGGACCACAGUCGACCGCAGCCCAUCGGUUCCAGUUCCAGUUCACACCCUGAACAUCAGACGUCUCCGUCCUCUAAGGAGGGACGUCCCUUCUACGCAGCUGAGGAGGACACAGGGAAGGAGGCAGCACCUGGAUAUUACACUGCCAGCUCUCACCAGUACCAGGACACUGAGCUGUAGGAUGACUUUGAACAGACUGUUGCUGAUUUGACAUUAAGAGAGCGGGGAAACCAUGUUUUGUCUUCUCUCUCCAGGAACACACUGUCCUUACUUUACAUUUGGUUUUGUAUUUAAGUGUUUGUCUAACUUUGACACGGUCACGACUGAGUGCUCAGUGCUCAGGAACCACUUGUUUUCUUGCCUAUGCAACUCUUCAGUUUGUGCACAGCAGCUGAAACCACACGUUUGCCCUCAUUAACACGCUUUAUUUGAAGCUCCGCUUUUUGCACUUCUAAUAAUAUACAAACAUUUAUGACUAUAUAUUACUAUAUUAAUAUUCACUAGUAUAUAUUACUAUAUUAUAUAUAUAUAUUUAUGCAUUCCAUCCUAUAUGAAAAUGCCUGUUUAUACAUACAGUAUACAGUAUAACGAGUAUAUAUAAAUAUAUAUAUAUUCUAUUUAUCGACUUUUCAAAGUGCCUUUUACUUUUCUUAGUCCCGUGAGGAUCGGUUUGUCUGUCCUCUGCCACCGUCUGCUGCUGCUGUCGAGCUUAAAGGUAAAACCAGGGAACCAGUGACACCAAAACCUUAAUGCUGUCCCCGCAGGAACAGCCAGUGCACACCCGCACACCAGGAAACAGCAACUCUAACAGUCACUUCAACCUUUUUUACUCCAGCAAUACAAUGUGUAGAAUUGGCACAAUCAGUAACACAAUUGAUUAAAAAUGAACUCAAUCUGCACAAACCUGUGUGCCAAUUUGACCUUUGACCUUUGACCCUUGACCCAUACUCAGAAGCAGAGGAUUCUUUUUAUGUUGUAGCGUCUGAGGCUGAAGUUGCUGAUCUAACUCUCUUACAGUGAUAGUGUUGGUGUGUGAGGCACCGUCAGUGUUGCCAGGAGACGGUGACACACACAAAUCUUUAUCUCAGCCUUUUCCAGGUUUUCCAACUCUCCUGCACCUGUCUUAACAGCGACAAACACAUUGGAAACACUUUAAGGGAAGAAAAGGAUCUUUAUUGUCAUUAUACAAGUUCACAUGGAGGGUUGAUCAGAAGAUGUAACCUUAGAGGCUGUUGAGUCUUUGUAACGUGGCUAAAAUUGAACGUUUUUACCUCAUUCAACCACAAUCUGAAAAGCAUGGAUUAUCACUUCAGUCCCUCCACAGUAGCUGGUGUGAUCUGGUGUGAUCUGGUGUGACUGGGCCUCAUCAUUCCUGUUUCUUUGUUUUGUUGUGUUUGGUCCAGGAACCCUGCAGCGCCCUCUUGUGUCCGGUCAGUCAUGGUGGCUCUCACUGCCUUUGCCAACAACACACUAAAUAAAUGAUAAGGUGGCAGGGGAUUUUUUUUUUUCUUCUUCUUCUUGUCAACAAAAUGAAUGUCUCCUAACAAGUACUGUAUUGUGUAUCCAAAGCCUGAUAUAUGCUGUCUUAUUCCUCUGUGCCAUACUACUCUAGUGUGUACAAUUACACACCAGAGCACCAAAUAUAUAUGAAUCUACUGCUGAAAUAAUCAUCAACAAAUGCAUUUUUUUUUUUUUAUUUAUACAGCAACAAAUCAUCAAUAAUAAUCAAGGCACUUAACAAUUAGGGGUCAACCAGUAUGGUGUUUUCAGGGCUUAUACCAGGGCACGCUCACACUUAUGUAGCAAUAAUGACAUUUGUGACAACACUGCAUCAUUUCAAGAUAAGGGUUUGUUUAUGUUCAGGGUCCUUGGAAUCCUUGAAAUUGAAAAAAACAUUGUUCAAGGACCUUGAAGAUUCUUCUUCUUGAAAAUCACCCUAAAUAGACAUGGGUCAUUGAAAGUGCUUAAGGAGUUGAUGUUGAGUCGUAAUUACCAGCGCUCACUGUCUCUCACUGGUAUUGAUGUGAGAUUCCGCGCAGAACAAUGAGCGAGUAAAGUUAAGCAAGAGAGCGCAAAUGACAACGUGAUGCCUGGGAAAUGACUUUGACCAACAUCACAAGGACCAUCACUUGUCCAGAGCGUGCUGCAAAUCGAAUUUGAGGGAAUUGGUCCUGGAAAUUCCUUGAAUAGUCCUUGAAUUUGAUGUCAACCAAGGUGUAGGAAUCCUAUAUAGUAACAAUAAAAUAAAACACAUUUAUGAUGAAAAAUGUAUCAAAUGUAUAAAUAUCAAAAACAGACAUUUAAGUGGCCGGCCACUUGAAACCAAUGGCGGGGCCUCAUGUGGCCCGCAGGCCACAGGUUUGGAACCUCUGGCUGUUAAAGUAAAGUCACAAACUCCAAAACUCAACUACUGCUACAUAAAGUCUAUGGCCAUCCAUUGUAGUGCGUCUCUUUUCUUUAGUCCACUCCAUUAAUGUAGUAACUCUGUGUAAGCACAGCUCAAUAGUGCCACUCAGUGGAUUCUCCCAGAAUUACAAUACAGUUGAAUCAACCACUUGAAUAAUAAAUAAAUUGAAAAUAAAUAAACUUAAAAUGAAAGCCUUUAUGAGGGAGAACUCAGUACUGGUCUGUUUCCAGAGCGUUAGUUGUAGUGAUAUGUGAUGAACUGUGUCCCGUCAGGAUAGAGCAGUAAAGAUAUUCAUCAUGAUAUUUCACAGGUUUCAAAGUCAAAGUGUUGCUUUUGAUAUGGAACACUGAAUAUUUCAGAAUUAUGAUGCAAAAUAAAUCUAUUCAUACCAGAAACAGACAUUUUCUAAUUCUAAAAUGAAGUAAAUAAUAACUCUAAUUAAAACACCAAACAAUCUUAUAUACAGUAUAUAAUUUAAUGUUGAAUGUAAGACAUAUAAUAAUGCAGUGAUUACAACAAUUAAAAUAUAUUUAGUAUUAUACUCUAUAAUCUAUCAUCUCGCUGGCAGCGUUGGUUUUAAAGGAAGACGACCACGUGUUCAUUAUCACAUGCAUGUGGCCCAUGAGCCGCAGGUUUGACACCUCUGGUAUCUGCAGAUUUUUCUUUAUAUCACAUUCUAAUCCUAAUCAUUCCCCCAUUAGAACACAUUGAACUGUAAUUAUUGUGUAUUUUUCACAAACUAUUCUAUUUUUAAAGCCGUACUGGAGUCUGGUUUGCUGUCAUGGUGUUAGCGUGCUGAUAGCCCUCGGUGAAUAAACACUAUUUUGGCUGGAA